Molecule: messenger RNA, 6354 nt
Organism: Oryctolagus cuniculus (rabbit)
Lineage: Eukaryota; Metazoa; Chordata; Mammalia; Lagomorpha; Leporidae
Gene: TRIML1
Product: tripartite motif family like 1
Molecular function (GO): protein binding
Source: RefSeq, a predicted model, not a curated record
GGCACAGAGGAAAGUAAGAAUUUCCUGUAAUAACAACAGAGCAACCGGUCACCCACGUGUUGUUCAAAACAAUAGAACUGCAGGAAAGACUUUUCUAAUCCCAGAAUAGAGGUGUAAGCUUGCCUUGAUGUCUAUCGUGGAGAAAAUGUCUACAGCAGAUUUGAUGGAGAAUCUCAGGGAAGAGCUCACCUGUUUUAUCUGCUUAGACUACUUCAACAGCCCGGUGACCACCGAGUGUGGACACAGCUUUUGCCUGAUGUGUCUCCUCAAGAACUGGGAGGAACAUAAUACACCUUUGUCUUGUCCUGAGUGCUGGAGGACCUUGGAGGGCCCCCACUUCCAGCCCAAUGAGCGCUUGGGGAGGCUGGCCAGCAUUGGCAGGCAACUCAGAUCCCAGGUGCUACAGAAUGAGGAUGAACAAGGCAGCUUUGGGAGAACAGCAGCAGCAGCAGCAGCCACUAAGGUGUUCUCUGAUGAUGAGCAGAGUACAAAUUCUUUCUCAACCCAAAGCCAUGGAGUAAACAGAGUGUAUCUCUCAAGUGAGGCUGAGGAACAACACAAAGAGAAACUCCAGGAAAUCCUAAAUCUUUUGCGGAAAAAGAAGAAGGAAGCUCAGAUUAUAUUAACCCAUGAGAAGGAGAGAGUGAUAUUGUGUAAGGAAGAGACAAAGACUUGUAAACAGGUUGUUGUGUCAGAAUAUAUGAAAAUGCACCAGUUCCUGAAGGAAGAGGAGCAGCUACAACUUCAGCUUCUAGAAAAAGAGGAAAGAGAGAACAUGAAGAAACUGAGGGAGAAUGAGAUCCAGCUGACCCAGCUAAUCAGAAGCCUAAGCAAAAUGAUUGGACAGAUUGAGUCUGCAUUUCAGAACUCAACUUUAGAAUCUUUUGAGGAAGUGAGAGGAGCACUGGAAAGGAGCGAGACACUCUUGCUUCAGUGUCCAGAGGCCACCACCACAGAACUGAGUCUGUGCCGCAUCACUGGAAUGAGGGAGAUGCUAAGAAAAUUCAGCUCGGAUAUAACUCUGGAUCCAGCCACAGCCAAUGCCUAUCUAGUCUUGUCUGAGGAUCUGAAAAGUGUACGAUAUGGAGCAACCAGACAACAGUUACCUGACAACCCGGAGAGAUUUGACCAGUCUGCUACUGUGUUGGGCACUCAGAUCUUUACCUCUGGGAGACACUAUUGGGAGGUGGAAGUGGGAAACAAGACAGAGUGGGAAGUGGGCAUCUGCAAGGACUCAGUGAGCAGAAAGGGGAAUCUCCCAAAGCCCCCUGGGGACCUAUUCUCACUCAUAGGUUUGAAAAUUGGAGAUGAUUACAGUCUUUGGGUCUCAUCACCCUUAAAAGGCCAACAUGUCAGACAGCCGGUGCACAAGGUUGGUGUUUUCCUAGACUACGAAUCUGGACAUAUAGCAUUCUACAAUGUGACAGACGAGUCCCUCAUCUACAGUUUCCCGCCAGCCUCUUUCCAAGAGGCUCUCAGGCCUAUCUUUUCCCCUUGCCUCCCAAAUGAAGGGACAAAUACAGACCCUCUCACCAUCUGCUCACUGACCAGCCAUGCCUGAGGAAUGCCCUGACCUUCUGAGAACAUGGUCUAAGACCAAAAAUGACUGUUGAUUAAGAUGAUUAAUGUGUUAGCACUAUGUACAUCAGGUGGUCUGAACAACUCUCCUCCCCAAGAGUUUCCAUUGACUUGAGCCCUCAUUGAACAACCAAAUUAGACAAUCAACUUCAACAUCACUAGGAGAAUCCUGUUCAGAUCCUGUGGUGUUAACCAAAUUCAUUAUCCAGACUACCCCAUGUGUGUGCUUGUCACUCAAACCAUGGAGAUAGAACUAGCCUUCGCUACCUUGUAUUCCACUGUCUUAGGCCAAUCUUAAAAAUACAUGCCAUUUUUUGCAAGUGUAUUUAUUCAUUGACUCUUAUUUUUUAAAAAAAAAUUAUUUAUUUAUUUAAAAGGCAGUUAGAGAGAGAAAGAGAGAGGAAGAGACAAAAAGAUCAGUCUUUCACUUGCUGGUUCACCCCCCAGAUGGCUGCAAUGCCAGGGCUGGGCAAGACCAAAGCCAGGAGUCAGGACUUUCUUCCAGGUGUCCCACAUGGGUAGCAGGAGCCCAAGUACUUGGGCUAUCUUCCGCUGCUUUUCCCAGGCCAUUAGCAGGGAGCUGGAUGGGAAGUGGAGCAGCCAGGACACGAACCAGCACUCAUAUGGAAUGCUGGCAUUGUAGGUGGCGGCUUUACCUGCUAUGCCACUAUAGUGGCCCCUUCAUUGGACUCUUAAAUGCUGUGUCUUUGUCCUGUGUACAGAGCUCCGUAGGCUGGGGCAACCCAAUCUCUCCAGAUCUCUGGUGCAUGUCUUCUGCUCUCCAUGGUGAGUGAGAGGGGCUCAAGACUCAGCCUGCUCUCUGAAAAGUCACUUUUCCUCCCAUCCCAUGAGGCCUAGCGUAUUCACACUGAGCAACACUCAUGUGUUCAGAAUUCUGCAAACAUUGGUGUGAAUAUUAUCACUUGUGUUACUUAAUCACAAGAGACUGGAACCUUCUGUUGUUCAUUAACAGAAGACAACAGAGCAAAGUCUCAAUUCAGUACAUAUAUCAUGUUAAUGGACACCACAGGAUUUCAUUUAGUCUUCCUAUAAGAUUAUUUCCUGUGCUUUUGCUCUUUGUGUUGAGAAGAUUUUCAAUCCCUGGAAGGUCAAAUGAAGCCACUCUCCUAUCUCAGAAAGUCAGUGUUUAUCAGGGCGGUGGUGUCCGGCUGAGCUCCUUUUGCUGACCUCUAAGUGCAUUCUGGUAGGUAGAGGUCUGAUUUCAUGUGUCUCAUUCUUCCCUCUUCCCCACCCUGUUCUCACUGGUGUGUCCCCGCAGGUGUUUUUUUUUUUUUUUUUUUUUUUAAUGGAAUUCUGCUUUGCUUGCACUGCACUGCAGAAUUUCAUCAGUCAGUGGGGAUUUUCUUUACCUCCUCCCACCACUCAGAUAAGUCAGAGUCAUAAAGCAGACAAGACAACCGAUAAGAUUUAACCAACCAACACACAACAGCCUAAUUACUAGGGAUUUUGGGGAAAAAGUUCAUCACAGAAUUUUCUUUUUUUUGUUUUAAUUCUUUUUUUUUUUUUUUUUUUUUUUUUGCCUUUGUGACUUGAAGAUUAGGAUGUGGGGACAUUGACCAUUGAAUGUGUUAAUCAGCACACAAGGCCAUAGAGAGAGAUCACCAGGUAAUUCAGUUUAUUUUAGAGUUUGUAUUCAUCCUCCUCAUUGAUCCAAAUCUGUUUUCUCCUUCAGCCUUACACAUUUUUACCCUGUAUUUCAAAGGCAGGGACGCAGAUAUGAAACAGUCUUAGGAUCCCAGAAAAUGCCCUCUUCUGUCUUCUGUAUUUAUCAUUUGAUAUUUCACCCUGACAGCACACACAGAAUCAGAGAACUGUACAGCACAAUCCGACACCACUUUGCUUCCCAUUGGCUAUUUUAUUAGAUAGACCUUAUUCAUUUUUGACCUCAGAAGGGCUGGCAUUAUGGUGCAGCAGGUUAAGCUGCAGCUUGGGGUGCCUGCAUCCCAUAUUGGAGUGCUCUCUGCUAACGCACCUGUGAAACAGUAGGUGGUGGCUCAAGUACUUGAGUCCUUGCCACCAACAUGGGAGAGCUGGGUGGAAUUCCUGGCCAUUGGCUUCGGUCUGGCCCAAUCCCCGUUGCUGUGGCCAUUUCUGGGGAGUGACAUGGCAGAUGGAAGAUCUCUUUUUCCCUCUCUGUCACUCUGCCUUUCAAACAAAUAAGUAAAUCUUAAAAAAAAAGAAAAGGCUAAGAAGCAGAUUAUAAAAAGUAAACACCAAAUAUUUGGAAUAUUUAUUCCUCUUUUUUAAAGAUUUAUUUUAUUUAUUUGAAAAGUAGAGUUAUAGAGAGAUCUGCAGGGGAGGGGGAGAAUCUCUUCCAUCUGCUGGUUCUCUCCCGAGUGGCGCAAUGGUUAGUGCUGGGCCAGGAUGAAGCCAGGGGCCAGGAGCUUCUUUUGGGUCUCCCACAAGUACUUGGACCAUUUUCCACUGCUGUCCCAGGUGCAUUAGCAGGAGAUAGAUCAGAAGUGGUGCUGCCGGGAUAAGAAUCGGCACCCAUGUGGGAUGCUGGUGUUGCAGGCAAUGGCUUUACCUGCUAGACCACAACGUUGAACCCUAUUUCUCCCUCAACCAUUAAAAAAAAUUACUCUUCUGUGUUAAAGCAUAUAGAAGUGUUAAAGUGAAAUGGUAUUUUAAUUUAGUGUGUGUUGCAUUUAAUUGUAGUGGAAUUCAGGUGAUAACUCCUUUUUUCUUUGUUGUCUCAAAGGGAUUCACACCGCUAAGGAAAUUAGCCCAUUUAUCUUUCUAGCAAAGCCAUCCUGAAUGGCUCUCUUCGUUGCACCAUUGCCUACACUGGGCCUGCCACAGAUUUUGGGUGUGUGGGGAAGACUUAGUCUAUACCACUUUUACUCUUCUGGCUUUGCAUGAAUAACCAUGAAAAAGUUGUGAGAAAUUUUUCACUGAAGAUUUCCACAUACAAUCCCCAAGCCAAACAGACAUGGUGGUGAGGAUGCAAAUGAGGGUGAUCAGAACGGAGCAUGGAAGGGCCUGGGUCUCUCUGUCCAGGCCUUUGGAAAAGGACAUUUCCUCAGAUAGGAACAGUGCCCCGUGUGGAACCUGCCACCACCAUUCCUUCAGCUGUCCUUUUGUUUUCUGUUUUACUUCCUUAUUUUCUCCCCUAGACUCCCACACUUACCCUUUGUGGAGUGGAUAAUUUCUUCAGGAGUGGCAGUUCCCAAGUAGCCUCUUAUUCACUGGGCAUUAGGAAAAUCAAAUCUAGAGUCGUAGCAAUUUUCUUCUCUACUUCUCCCCUCCAGCUAGAAGAAAGGAAAAAUGUCUAGUUCUGAGAUUAGAGGACAUCAAGAUUGACCUUCUACAUUGCAUAACAAUUUGACUAGCUUGUUUUCCGACUUUCCUUCUUUGUCCUUGAACAGCUUAAAAAAUACAUAUCUUGCCUUGAAAUGUAAUUGACAAAUCAAACUGCUUAGAUCUCUAGGUAAGGCCUUCACCCAGUCAUCUGGUCUUAUUAUCGCCAUUCCCAUCUCUGGUAUGACGUAAUUCAACCUAUGAUGGUUAGAGAGUAUUGGUACCUUAUCUAACUUUGGAUUGCUUUACAUCACUCUCUUGCACUAAUUAACUCAAGAAUGUGCUCAGUCCACUUUUUCAUGUUCUUAAAUUUCUCCCUGGGCCUGUACCUUGGAGGGAGGGAUGGGAGCCAAACAACAGACCACAGUAAGAAAAGGGACAAAUGCAGAAAUGAACAAAGGGUAAAAUAAAAAUCAAGUGGGAUCUCACUACAUUGCCUAUAUUUUGGUGUGUAUCUUUUUAGGUGUUGUUUCUUAUGUAUGUAUAUUUGUAGCAAAAUAAAAAUUAAUAUUACCUCAGCAUUACUUAGUGGACCUCUUUCAUAUUACUAGAUAUUUCCUGACUGUGAAUUUUUCAUCCCUACAUUUAUAAGCUUGUGUCUUUGAAGAAACAUCACAGUUAUUAAAUUACAUUUAUCACAUACAAAUGUUUACACUUGAAAAUGAUGCAAUAUUAUCUAGUAUAUAAUCAAUAUUAAAAAUUUUCCAUUUGUCCUGGUAAUGUUCUUUACAGCUAUUUUUUUUUCAGUCUUCCAGCAUCUAGGAGUAAUAUAGGAGCAUGUAUUGAAUUUAAUUGUCUCUGAAAAUACAAUUUUUAAUGGGAGUAAUAUUUCAUUGUUUGACUGUCUCUAAAUUUAUUUAAUCCUUCCCCUACUGUGGUACAUUCAGAUGAACACAAGUGCAUACAAACUUGGGUGUAUCUAUUUCCCAAGCGUGUCUCCUGCAGACAAGAAAGCUCUUUGUGGAUUCUGGAGCCAUGUGCUUGUCAAAGUUCUUCGUGCACUGCAGGUGAUCCCAAAAUUCACAUUUCAUACCAAAGAGCAGACACACUAGCUUUGAGACAGGUGAACAAACAUGUUUUCUCCUACUCUCUUUGCCAAAAGCAUUGAUCUUAUUUUCUCCAAAAAGACUAUUCUGGGAAGAAUUGGGUAAUGUCUGGGUGUUGAAAUCAGUCAUCCCUUGGUUUCAAUGCUUGACUUUACUGCAUAAUAGCUAUUUUAACUUUCACAAGUUACUUUAACGCUCAGAGUUGAAAUACCUACUUGCCGUGACCAUUACGUGAGAACACAUAAAAGCAACUAAUGAGUUGGGCACAAUAGCUUUCUGUAAGUUCUCCCUUCCCCUAUUAAAGGCUCCAUUUUGUAAUUCCUCCCAGAAGGCACAGAAAAGUCACAGGAUGUUGGGGUAGGGUGCGGAGAACACAGACAUUUAAGUGUUUGAAAGAAUUCUAGGGUUU